Drosophila guanche is the source of this 870-nucleotide messenger RNA. RefSeq names its product adenylate kinase isoenzyme 1-like. Gene Ontology annotation, biological process: nucleoside triphosphate biosynthetic process. Gene Ontology annotation, molecular function: AMP kinase activity; ATP binding. Gene Ontology annotation, cellular component: cytoplasm; cytosol. The coding region runs from base 87 to 599 and encodes 170 amino acids. The transcript is spliced from 4 exons. NCBI's taxonomy places the organism in Eukaryota, Metazoa, Arthropoda, Insecta, Diptera, Drosophilidae. The record is from RefSeq and is a predicted model, not a curated record.
GACAGGAGAAGUUCUGACAUUCGAUGAAAAUUAUUUUAUUUUAUAUGUACAUAUAAUUUUGGCCUCAACAAAAUUUCCGUGCAGAAAUGAACGCACCAAUUGUCUGGAUAAUGGGCGGCCCGAACAGCGGCAAAGACGUCCAAGUUCAAAAAAUUGUGGAGAAAUAUGGCUUUACGCAUAUCGAUCCUAACGCCAUGGUGGACAAAGAGAUUGAGGCUAAGAGUGCAGAUGGCAAAAAGUUCGAGGCAAUCCGUAAGGAUGGCAAGGAAGUACCUUUGGCCGAUAUAGUGCCGCUGGUGGAGAAGCAAAUUAUGGGCCAACGUGGCGGGAUCAAUGGAUUUUUACUCAAUGGAUAUCCGCGCAACGAGGCCGAAGCCAAGGUACUGGAAGAUCGUCUUGGCCAGCCUACCAUGAUCAUUGCGUUGGAUGUCCAAGGAGACACAAACAAAAAAGAGUCCAAGGCAGUGCUACAAAAAUAUUCCAACAUAACGAUGCAACUUAAUGCCGAACGUGAUGCCAAUGAAGUAUUCGAGGAUCUAGUUCCCAAUAUGGAGACACUGGUGAAGAACCGAGGGCCCCAAAUCUCAAUCGGACGCUAGAUCUUCAAAAUUCAAGUUGCUUGAAAAUCCCUAUAACAUAUUCAUAGACAUUCAAUUCAAAUCGAAACAAAUACAACUUUAGUUAAAUAGACCACAUACAGAAAAAGCACACGGAACACAAAAAGCUCAAUUCGAAAGCUCGCGUCAGCGCUCGUCUACGCGUACUGAAACCGUUAGCCGAAAGCCUUUUAAUUCAGUCACUCGCAAUAUACGCUGCAUCGAGCGAGGGUGGUGGAAAAUCGUCGGGCAAAGAUAUCGAACAACUUGGCGC